UGUAGGAGAGAGGAAUAAUGUCGUGUGAGAGACAAGGUGGUUAAACACACCCUAAAUACGUUUGGAACUACAAAUGAACUUUCUUCUGUCGAUUCUUGUUUUAUAUCCGGGCUUGGGACCGGCAGAAGUGACCCCAAAGAGACACUGGCGGAGUUACCUAUUCUUGAAAACUGUCAUUUAACUGUUUACUUGGCGGAGUUUUUGGCAAUAAGCCAGGGCAUUAAUAAUAAUAAGUCUGGGAUCAGCCAGUGGUGGCUUCGCGCAUGCGCGAAUCAUUUGCAGUCUGGACUCUGGAAGAGUGAAGAGUGAACAUGUCCUGCAAUGACUGCAGCUGGGUGGGGCUGCUGCGUGAGGACUGUCCGCCUGUGAAUGCUUUGGGACGCUAGGAUCCCCAGGAUGUAUGAGGUGGAUGUGGCCUCGGAGCCCGGCAGCCCCACGCUCUACGGCGAAUCCUCCGACACCUACUGUCCCGUGGAACGUUGGCAGAGACUUCGCACCGCCGUCCGCAAGCUCGAGUUCUGGGAGAACUUCAGCACAGAGCUCAUCGGGGGAGGCUUCUUCUCCAAGGUCUACAAGGUAAUCCAUGGCACCACCAAAAAGGUGAUGGUGGUGAAAAUCUACAAGAAUGACGUGGACCAGGACAGCAUUGUACGGGAGAUCAGCCUGCUUCAGAAGCUCUCCCAUCCAAACAUUGUGAGGUAUCUUGGAAUCUGUGUUAAAGAAGAUAAGCUCUACCCGAUUCUGGAGUAUGUGAGCGGGGGAUGUCUGGAGGAGCUCCUGGCCAGGAAGGACGUGUCCCUGAUCUGGAGGGAAAAGGUGGACUUGGCCUGUGACAUCACUAGGGGAAUGGUCUACCUGCAUUACAAGAACAUCUACCACCGGGACCUUAACUCCAAGAACUGCCUGAUCAGGCUCACGGCACGGGGCAGGGAGGCUGUGGUGACAGACUUCGGACUGGCCAGGGAGGUGGUGGAGCUCCCUGCUACGGACAUCGAGAGAAAAUUGUCCCUGGUGGGCUCCGCCUUCUGGAUGGCGCCUGAGAUGCUGAGAGGGGAACCGUAUGACCGUAAGGUGGACGUCUUCUCCUUCGGAAUUGUACUGUGUGAAAUUCUGGGCAGAAUUCCAGCAGAUCCGGAAAUUCUUCCCAGGACGCAGGAUUACGGGCUGGAUGUGAACGCUUUCCGGGACAUGGUGGUCGGCUGCCCACAACGCGUGCUGGAGCUGGCAGCCAGCUGCUGUCUGAUGGAGGCGUUCCGAAGGCCGUCCUUCACAGAGCUCCUGGACCAGCUGGAAGAGCUGGCAGAAACCCUGGAGCCCCCCACUUCAGAGCUGACGACGGGCUGAGGGGUGGGUGUGGCUUCAGAGAGCCCCGCCCCCUCCCACCACACGGAGGGACUCUGCAGCUGCCCCGUGGGCUGGGCUGCAGCACAUUGCACACACAGGCUGAGGCGUGGCACAUGUGGACCUCCGUCAGGAAGAGGGCGCUGUGCUGGCUGAGCUGCCACACGCGGGAGCAUGUGUGUGUGCAUGCUGGACUGGACCAAAGGGAAUCACAGGGCAUCAUACUGUAAUACUAAUCAAGGGAUUCUUGUAAACUGUGGACAAAGAAGAACAAAUUUUCUGCACCUUAAGGGAGAAUUAAGUGAAUUAGACAAGGAAUGUCUGACAGCAGCCCCCCCCCGAAAGGCAGUUUCCCCCCCCUCCAGGCCUGCUGUUCUUGCUCAUUAAUGUCAGUGGUGCUCAUGGCUGUUAUCCAUUACUGUAGGCUCUACUAAUUAUAGGUCAGAAGGGCCAGCGACCGUUUUCUUCUCUAUAUUUUUUGUUUUUUAGAGCAUAGUUCUACUCAUAGGUAAUAGAGUGUAAUUAUGUGAUAAAAAAGAGAUUAAGGUGGUAUUUAUGAAUUUCUUAUUUGGAUUAGAUUUUGGUACAUUUUAUUUUCUAUUCUUGCUGAAUCCCUUGGAAUCGCAUCUCAUAAUCAAUUUGCAACAUGGAAAUUGUCAUGCUCGCCAGUUCUGACUUAUAACUGAAUGAUUUUUACCGUCAUUAAUAAAACUACAGAAUAUUUGAAAUAUCAGUUUAUCAGUAGCCGUCGUUUCAAUGUUCUCCAAGUGCCAGAAAAUGCUACAUAUUUGACUUAUGAAAAACGAUUACCAGCCGAACUCAGAUCAGUAGUCCUUUAAAUGUCAGUGGACCUUGUGUUUCUACAGCAUACUCGAAUGCGGUUUGUGUUUAGUGCUGCCAUCUUCUGGCAAAGGAGCGGCACACAAACAGACUGAUGCCGAUCCUCUGACGGCCUAUGGCGAUUCUCUGAAGAACGCCUAUAAUUGCAUAUUUCGCAUUUUUUUGUUGGGUUUCAUUGUUCAAAAUACGAGUUCUUAACGGGCUGUUUGUGAACGUUGUGGCGAAUUAACGAUCUUUCUCAGGAUAAAUAUAACGUGGUCGAAAGAAGUCACAUAGUUUCACAAUUGAGUUAUUUUUUCACGUGAGUAUGUAUUUGUGAAUAAAUUGCUUGUGUUAAAAACAUCGUUUCCAUUAUUUAAAAUUAAAGUAACUUUUAAUGGAUUUUUCUGAAGAUGUCAGUGUGACUGUCAAAUAAAGAGUAGGUACACGUUAGGAUCCGUCCCAUCAAGGUGUGGUAUUUAUUCCCAAGAUUAGGAACCACGGCAGAGCGUUAUGCCUGCGGGGGCGGUCUCGUGUCUCCAGCUGUGUGAUUUCGCGGGGUACUUAUCGCUCUUCGGUUUCCUUAAGCAUCUGAAACACGGAUUAUCUGAGAUUUCUGAUACGACUCCAAGAUCUCCGUAAUCCCGCAGGGGAAUCGCUGUUAUUACAAACCGUUCGGUUGUAGGCCUGUAUGAGCAGUUUGUGUUAAUUUAAUCAGGUAAAGCUUUUCCUUCAAUAUUACAGCUUGUCAGUGUAAUCGAAUGUCUUGUGUUUAUUAUUUAAUUUCUUACUUUAUACUGCUGUUAGACAUGAAUAUUAUAUGACACAGAUACAAUAAAAUACCACUGAUAUCUAGGAGAACUGGUUGACUGGUAUGUAUAUUUCAGAUGAAAAGUUUUCAUAAUGCCAGUGUCAUUUACCUGGAGGGUUUUAGUUCCAGGCAGUGUGUGUUUACUCGUUCUCAUUCUGUGUAUUAGGCGAGCAGGAUUUGUAAAUAGCCUGCAUGCACAAAGGCAUUAGAUUUAUGAUUAAAGUGUGCUUAUUUUGCAAAUAAAUUAUUUUUCAAACA
This is a messenger RNA of Paramormyrops kingsleyae, 3229 nucleotides long. RefSeq names its product dual specificity testis-specific protein kinase 1-like. Gene Ontology annotation, biological process: actin cytoskeleton organization; protein phosphorylation; protein O-linked glycosylation. The record is from RefSeq and is a predicted model, not a curated record. Gene Ontology annotation, cellular component: Golgi membrane; nucleus; cytoplasm. Gene Ontology annotation, molecular function: protein serine/threonine kinase activity; N-acetyl-beta-D-glucosaminide beta-(1,3)-galactosyltransferase activity; ATP binding. Lineage: Eukaryota; Metazoa; Chordata; Actinopteri; Osteoglossiformes; Mormyridae.